AUGGACCAGGCUAGGAAGGAAUACUGGUUGGCUAACAAAGUGGCUGAGAGAGGAGAUGCAAUAGCAAAGAAGAAGGCAUCACAGGUACGAUACCAGCUUCUGGAAAGUGACUCAGUAAAUGGAACAAAGGAACUGUAUCAGGUUCCAAGGUAUUUUUUGUGUGUGAAUAUGUCAUCUACAAGAAAAAGGAACCGCAAUGUUUUACCUAUUGAAACAAAAAUUCAGAUUAUCACUAGCCUAGAAAAGGGUGAAACUGGAUCAUCUAUUGCGAAGAUUUUCAAUGUUGGGAAGGCUACAAUCUCUGAUAUUAAAAGUAAAGAAGAUAUAAUUUUGAAGUUUGCAUCAAAUUUGGACAGUGAACAUGGGUCAAAAAGAAGAAAAGCCAUGAAAAACCCGAAAGACAAAAAAAUUAGAAGAGGCUAUGUAUUUGUGGCUAGCGGAGGCUGGUUAAAGAACUUUAAAUCUCGUCAUGGCAUACGAGAAUUAGAGGUUCCAGGGGAAUCUUUAUCUGGUGAUACGCCUGCCGCUCAAAAAUUUAAAGAAACAUUCUUGGCCCUUUUGGGAAAAGAAGGCUAUUCACCUGAUGAUGUGUAUAAUGCUGAUGAAACUGGUUUAUACUGGAAAUCAUUGCCCCAUAAAUCACUUGCAUCUAAUCGAGAAACAGCGGCUCCUGAUUUUAAAGUCAGCAAAGAGCGAGUAACAGUUAUGGCAACUGCAAAUGCCAAUGGCAGCCAUCUCUUACCCCCACUAAUGAUUGGCAAAGCCAAAAAUCCCCGAUGUUUCAAAAAUGUGACAUGUCUCCCACUGUGCUACAGAGCACAGAAGAGUGCUUGGAUGAAUUGUGAAAUAUUUCUUGAUUGGUAUACAAAUGAGUUCAUCUCAAAUGUAAAGAAGUUCAGACAGAAAGAAAAGAAAACUGGAAAAGUACUUCUUCUGCUGGAUAAUGCACCAUCACGUCCAGGAGUGGAGAAAUUGAAUGCAGUUGAUGAAAAUUUUGACGUGAUUUUUUUGCCUCCAAAUGUAACAACAUUGAUUCAACCAAUGGAUCAAGGUGUUAAAGAAAAGCUUAAAAAGUUGUAUAAGAAGCAAGUCCUACGUUGUUUAUUAUUGGCAGAAGAUGAGGAAAGUGUGGUGGCCUUUUCAAAAAGACUUAAUCUUAAAGAUCGUUGUUAUAUGGUGGCUGAUGCUUGGAACACAUUCUCACAAGAUAAUAUUAAAAAGCCUUGGAAUAGACUGCUGGGUGAAAGAGGAGAAACUGAGACAACUGAUGUGGAUGCCAGUGAGGACCUAAAUGAAAUUGUUGACAUGUUUCAGGCAAUCCCAGGAUUUUCCAGCUAUGACAAAGAUGAUGCACAAAUGUGGUUAGAAAACGACAACGAUCCUGGCUUUCAAAUUUUGAAUGAUGAUGAAAUUGUGUCAUUCAUGCAAGAAGAAGAAAAGGCAGUAACCGACGAUGAAGAAGCUGAAUGUGAGGAUGGUGAAGAAAGCAGAAAAAGUGGACCAAGUCAUGAAGAGGCUUUUACAGCAUUGAAAACUGCAAUGUCCAGGUACGAGCAACAAGAGGAAAGCUGUCCUACUCACCUUCUGCUGUUGAAGAGAAUGUGUGAUUUAACUGCCAAGAAAACACUGUCGAAUUUAAUUCAAAAACCAAUUCAUGAUUAUUUUUUGUAG
Messenger RNA from Protopterus annectens (West African lungfish), 1671 nucleotides. Its product is annotated as jerky protein homolog-like. The transcript has 3 exons. The record is from RefSeq and is a predicted model, not a curated record. Gene Ontology annotation, cellular component: nucleus. Gene Ontology annotation, molecular function: DNA binding. NCBI's taxonomy places the organism in Eukaryota, Metazoa, Chordata, Ceratodontiformes, Protopteridae. Bases 1 to 1671 code for a protein of 556 amino acids.